UUUUUCUUCAACACGCCACAGCUCUCCGCAUCGGCUGGAUCCAUUGCCACAACUCUUCCCGGCAGCACAGCAAGAAAUGCUCAAAUCCACUCACAAGGCAGCGCCAUUGGCUCCUCUGCCGCCGGGCUGGACCGAACACAAGGCCCCGACUGGCCACACCUACUACUACAACGCCGAAACCAAGGAAUCCACGUAUAAGCGGCCCAGCGUCCAGCCCGCAGCCCAACUCGGGCCCGAGCCAUCCUACAACCCGUACGGCGCCGUUCCGAAUCUCUCAGACCCAAGAGUUGCAAAUGCCUACAUGGCACAGUUCAACCAGCCGCCCCCCCAGGCGCAGAGGGGCGGCUUUGGCGGCGGCGCUCGAGGCGGACUCGAAGGACGGCCGCGCCCCCAGCCGGUGGACAAGCCCAGGAGAAAAGAAGUGAUUCCCGGGUGUGAGCCGUGGAUCCUGGUGUAUACGAAGUACUCGCGACGCUUCGUGUACAACCCGGUGAAGAAUGCGAGCUACUGGCGCAUACCUGAGAAACUCAUGCCUGCCAUUCUAGAAAUGGACAAGAAGCGGAUCCUCGGCUCGACGGCGGGCGAGGACGAGAAGAAGGAAACAGAUAACGAUCAAUCGAAAGAGCAGGAGAGAAAGGACGCCGAGAAGACAGCUGCGUUGGACCGAGACUACGAAAGCGAUGAAUACAUGUACGAGGAGGUCGAGGCCGAGGCCACCGACGAUGAAGGUCAGGAUGAGGGCCGAGAAGGGGACGAAAACGACGACGACGAGCAUCCGUCGAAGCGACAACGGACCGAAAUGGGAGGCAAAGGCCCUCUUGAAUUCACAGAAGCGGACAUUGUCGCCCAACUACAAGCCAUGGGUGAAGACUAUGGCCUUGAGCCUGGAGACUAUGACGACGGCAAUAUGGAGGAUUGGCCCGAAGGUGCAGAGGGUGUGGAAUUUUCAGAAGAAGAUGCCAAGUUUUUGUUCAAGGAUAUGCUCAUCGAUCUCAACAUCAACCCUUACAGCUCAUGGGACAAACUUCUGGAGGAGGGUAAAAUCAUCGAGGAUCCUCGCUACACGGCCUUGAGCACGACAAAGGCGCGAAAGGAGUGCUGGGACGAGUGGACGCGGGAGAAGAUUGCCGAGCUGAAAGAGCAGCGGGCCAAGCAGGAGAAGAAGGAUCCCAAGAUUGCGUGGAUGGCGUUUCUGCAGGAAAAGGCGUCACCGAAGCUGUAUUGGCCAGAGUUUAAGAGGAAAUACAGAAAAGAGGACCCGAUGAAGGACAUGAAGCUGUCGGACAAGGAUCGAGAGAAGUCAUACCGAGAGCACAUUAACCGUCUCAAAAUGCCCCAAACGACACUCAAGUCCGACCUCACAGCCCUCCUCAAAGCACAGCCCAUACACCUCUUGAAUAACAAGUCGCUUGCAAAUGGCUUGCCGGCGCAGGUCCUGACUGACAUACGAUAUAUCUCUCUCGAGCCUAAAAUCCGCGAUCCUUUGGUCGAAGCCUACGUGCAGACAUUACCACCACCCCCUGAAGAUCCUUCCUCUGCGGCUGAGGAUGAAGAACAGAGAAAGGCGCGCGAGGCUAGAGAGAGGAGGGAGAAGGCGUUGGAAGAGCGGAACAGGAUGAUUGAGGAGCAGCGGAGGAGGCGAGAGAGAGAUGUGGCUGUGAGCAAGGCGAGGUUGAGAGAGGAAGAAAGGGAGUUGGAGGUUGCGAUGAGAGUUGGGAAAAGGGGUCUACAGAGCCAGUUGGCGAGCAUGAAGCCUCAAGAAGAGGAGCAGCAGGGAGAGAAGGGAGGGUCAUGAUGAGUGUAUAGAUGGCAAAUGGGUUGCUUAAUUAAUUCAAAUAGUAAUUGGCGAGUAAAUAUGUAGAUUUUAAAGAUUAUCAAAGAAGCGAUCGGCCCUUUGCCGCACCUCUCCUGCCCACUUUUCCACAUCUUCUGUGCCCUCAAUGCCAUCCUCUGUGAGAUAGACAUCCACCAGCGUCGCAGGCACCCACUCGAAAUACACAUUCUUCACAGUCACGCCCGGCAACUUCACCUCGGAUCCUUGUUCCGCCCCUAGAACGGCUCCCCACCCGCGGAUGAGCUCCCCAGCGUCGUUUUCUUCAUCGUGCACAGGCGGC
This is a messenger RNA of Trichoderma asperellum CBS 433.97, 2114 nucleotides long. RefSeq lists its product as uncharacterized. NCBI's taxonomy places the organism in Eukaryota, Fungi, Ascomycota, Sordariomycetes, Hypocreales, Hypocreaceae. The record is from RefSeq and is a predicted model, not a curated record. Gene Ontology annotation, molecular function: RNA polymerase binding; transcription coregulator activity. Gene Ontology annotation, cellular component: nucleus.